Messenger RNA from Oppia nitens, 479 nucleotides. RefSeq lists its product as uncharacterized. The transcript is spliced from 2 exons. Gene Ontology annotation, cellular component: cytoplasm. Lineage: Eukaryota; Metazoa; Arthropoda; Arachnida; Sarcoptiformes; Oppiidae. The coding region runs from base 39 to 479 and encodes 146 amino acids. Gene Ontology annotation, molecular function: dimethylallyltranstransferase activity; (2E,6E)-farnesyl diphosphate synthase activity. Gene Ontology annotation, biological process: trans, trans-farnesyl diphosphate biosynthetic process. The record is from RefSeq and is a predicted model, not a curated record.
AUAAAAAUAAAUAUAAAAAUGCAUAUUUUGGAUUACUUAUGCAAUUCAAAUUUGGAUUGUACGCUUCGGGACGGGAUUGUAUUGAACACCAAGAAAUAGUUGAACAAAAGUUAAUACUAUUGGGUGUAUUGGAUGGCGCUAUCAAUGAUUAUGAAGACCUGAACAAAGAGGGCGGAACUGAUAUACAAGAGGGUAAGUUCAGUUGGCUAGUGGUCAGGGCAUUGGAAUUGGCAGAUGAUAGACAACGGGCUAUAAUUGUCGAUAACUAUGGCCGAGUAGAUGACCAGUGUGUCCAACAAAUCAGACAAUUGUAUAAUGAAUUGAAUUUGAAACACGAGUUUCUUGUCUAUGCUAACCAAGUGUUUGAUGAUAUUCACAAAUUUUGUUUGGAUUUCAAUGACAAUUUGGUCACCAAUUUUGCUUAUUUGGUCAAACAAUAUCUCAAUUAUGCGGUUAAAGAAGAUGCUGUCUUUAUAUAA